AUGGCCUCCGAGAAGACGCAGAACCCCAUGAAGGAGUUGAAGAUCCAGAAGCUGGUUCUUAACAUCUCCGUUGGUGAGUCUGGUGACAGACUUACUCGUGCCGCCAAGGUGCUCGAGCAGCUGUCUGGUCAGACUCCUGUCUACAGCAAGGCCCGCUACACUGUCCGUACCUUCGGUAUCCGCCGUAACGAGAAGAUCUCUGUCCACGUCACUGUCCGAGGCCCCAAGGCCGAGGAGAUUCUCGAGCGUGGCCUCAAGGUCAAGGAGUACGAGCUCCGCAAGCGUAACUUCUCCGAGACGGGCAACUUUGGCUUCGGUAUCAGCGAGCACAUCGAUCUCGGCAUCAAGUACGACCCCUCCAUCGGUAUCUACGGCAUGGACUUCUACUGCUGCAUGACCCGCCCUGGUGAGCGCGUCACCCGCCGCCGCCGCAUGAAGUCGACCAUUGGCGCCAGCCACCGCAUCAAGCGUGACGAGACUGUCAAGUGGUUCAAGCAGCGCUUCGAUGGCAUUGUCCGGUAG
This is a messenger RNA of Emericellopsis cladophorae, 522 nucleotides long. Its product is annotated as 60S ribosomal protein L11. The transcript has 3 exons. Gene Ontology annotation, molecular function: structural constituent of ribosome; RNA binding. Gene Ontology annotation, biological process: translation. The coding region runs from base 1 to 522 and encodes 173 amino acids. Lineage: Eukaryota; Fungi; Ascomycota; Sordariomycetes; Hypocreales; Bionectriaceae. The record is from RefSeq and is a predicted model, not a curated record. Gene Ontology annotation, cellular component: ribosome; cytosolic large ribosomal subunit.